AUGCAUCCCUCUACCUCGUUUGCAGCAUUUAAGCCGUGCCACACUGAUGGACAUGAUUGCAUGAUGUUCGAUGUUCCUCUAAAUCAUAACAAGCCUGACGGAUAUCGAGCUUACGUUCCCUUAUUGAGGUUCAAGUCUACGGCGGCACCUACGAAAGGAAUGGUCUUGCUGAAUCCCGGGGGGCCCGGUAAAUCGGGUGUGGAUUGGUUUACUGGGAUGGGAAAAGAGAUGCAGAGAAGGGUGGGUGAGAAUUAUGAUAUCGUCGCUUUUGAUCCGCGGGGAAUCGGAUACAGCAUUCCAUCAGCAAACUGCAACCAAACCGAUCCCAACGCGGUAGGGCGGAGAUAUGAAUUACCUCAUGGUCCGUUAGUUCCUUUCGACAAUAGGUAUAUUAGGGAGUCCACGGCCUUGAUUGGCGAAGUCUGUCAGUCUGUUAUUGGUGGGGAGGAUCAGGCUGGCCAGCACAUGAGUACAGCAACCGUUGCUCACGAUUUGCAUUCAAUACUCGAGGCAUACGCAGCGUCUCCCGAAGCUGCGAACGUUGAAAAUGCAGCACUGCUUAAUUACAUCGGAUACAGCUAUGGAACAGUGAUUGGGCAAAAUUUCGCAUCUAUGUACCCGGACAGAGUGGGACGCAUGGUACUUGAUGGAGUUGUCGAUAUAGAGGAUAGUGCUGUCGGUCUACCACUUCGGGCCUUGGUGUCGACCGAUGAUGCAUUUGCAACUUUCUUCAUCUACUGUCACCUCGCGGGUCCUGACAAGUGCGCCUUCUACACAGAUAGCAACCCGGGGGACAUUUUCUUACGCUUUGAGUGGAUUCUUUCUCGACUGGACACCAACAUUGCCAACGCAUUGGACUGGGCGAACGCGACAGAGAUUGAAAAUGAUCUAUACAUGUUGAAAAGAUCAAUUUUUGACGCGCUAUACAGCCCCAAAGCAUUAUUUCCAGGUCUUGCGACUCUUUUGCUUGACAUGGAAACUCACUUGAAAGCCCAUAACCUCAGUGCGGUGGCCCAAGAUUUGAGCGGCGCGGGAAGGCCGCCGCGGGUCAUACAGGGAGACGAUUCGUGGAUGUCGGGUGUUACUUGCACGGACAAUUCCAAUACUGCUUAUAACGUGACUGACCAAGAGUUCAUUCAAUACAUGAAUCUUUUGAUGCAACAAAGUUAUAUUGGUGGAGAGGUCUACGUGGCCAACUGGUACCAAUGCGUAGGCUGGUCUAUCAAGGCUGUUGAGACAUUCACUGGUGCGUGGGGCGGUAAAACAGCGACACCAAUUCUAUUCAUCGGCAACUCCUGGGAUGUCAUCACACCUCUUAUGAACGCACUAAAAGGAACAACACUUUUCAGCAAGUCAGAGGUUUUAAUAGUAAAUGAACCAGGGCAUUGCACUGCUAACAAAUGUUCUGAAGCCAAAACUCGCGCUUACUUUCAAGAAGGCACGAUGCCUGGUGCAGACAAUUUCUGUGUUGGACUUGAAGAAGGGAAUGGGCCCUUUGAUACAACACUCACUAUGAGAAUGGAGGAUAAUGGAGCGUAUCGAAGCAUCUUGGGUAGAUUGAGGGCGCUAAGAUUGAAGACUUACAGAGCGCUCGACUUCUCUUAG
Messenger RNA from Glarea lozoyensis ATCC 20868, 1605 nucleotides. RefSeq names its product alpha/beta-Hydrolase. The transcript is spliced from 5 exons. The record is from RefSeq and is a predicted model, not a curated record. NCBI's taxonomy places the organism in Eukaryota, Fungi, Ascomycota, Leotiomycetes, Helotiales, Helotiaceae. Bases 1 to 1605 code for a protein of 534 amino acids.